AUGCUAAUGCCCCUGCGGGAACUGAGGGCCAUCUAUGAGGUCCUGUUUAAAGAUGGUGUCAUGGUGGCCAAGAAGGACAAGAGGCCUCAGACCAAGCACCCUGAGAUAGAAGGUGUGAGCAACCUGCAAGUAAUCCGUGCCAUGGGGUCUCUUAAGUCUCGGGGCUAUGUGAAGGAGACAUUUGCCUGGAGACAUUUCUAUUGGUACCUGACCAAUGAGGGCAUUGUUUACCUGCGGGACUACCUGCACCUGCCCCCUGAGAUUGUUCCUGCAUCCCUGCAGAGGAUCAGGAAGCCAGCUGCCACCCUGGUCGUUGCCCACCGUACACGGGUCCAAACUGUGGAAGGUCCUACAUCUUAUGUCCCUAAGCCAGGACGCAGGGGUGAAUCGGAGAGCCAAGAGUCUCUGUCCGAGCGUCAAGGUUACCGCCAUAGGAUGAUGGAUCCCGGAGAAAAAGAGAGCUACACUGAUAGGACACCCAGGUUUAGGGGUCGUCCGCGGGCUGCAGAACCACUCCGACCAAAAGCCGGAUGGGAAAUUGAGGACCAACCUCAGCCUUUGUCUAGGAGGGGGGACAACUUCAGAAGUGAGGCAGCGAUGAUGGAGGAGAGCAGGCUAAAACGAGUCUCUCGUCAACAGCCUGAUGUGAGCAGUGAGAAGCCAGUGACAACAUCACAGGAAAGAAGAGUAUCUGAAGUCCAAAAGCAGAAGGCACCAAUAUCUGUCCAGAGUCAGACAGCAGCUUGGAAACAGGAUGUGUCACAAACCACUGUGACAUCAAAGUCCUCCAAAACAGACCUACCAUUAACUGUGGCUGCUGUCGCUACGGCUACAGGUGCUGCGACAUCAAAGAUUCAAGCUGAACCCUCUAGUCCCAAAACGAAUAAAGAGAAGCUCAAGAUUGGUGAUGAAAAAGCUUCCAUGAAGCCACGCAAAAUGGUAACAAGCAAUUCAGCGAUCACAACACUUCCUGCUACAGAGCUCAAAGAGGAGAAGACGCAAAAGGUGAUCGUGGCUCCAAUUAAAUCUGCAGAGGUCAAGGCUACAGCUGAAAGAACACCCGAUAUCAGGAAGGCCCAGGCAGUUAUCACAGUGGCUGCUGCUCAGGAAACCUCCAAACUCCUUACUGACACUGACACCUCCACCCCUGCCAUCCCAAAACCUGCCAAUAAAGAUGUAAAGGAAGAGAAGACACAAAAGGUGAUUGUGGAUGCGGUUAGAUCUGCAGACGUAAAGCCAGCUAAAACGGCAACUGAUAACAUGAAGGACCAGGCAGUUCUCACAGUGGAAACCUCCAAACUCCUGACCGACACUUCCACCACUGUCAUCACUGUCCGUAAAGAUGUCAAGGAAGAGAAGAUUAAGACAGCAAAGGUGAAUGGGGAGUCAGUUAAACCUGUGGAGGUGAAGACCCAGGUUGAAUCCAAAAUAGAUCAUGAGAAGGACAAGAAAACUGCCAAAGGAACUGUCACUAAGGAGACCACCAAACCCCUACUCGGCAGCACCACCGGCGAACCAGUAUUGUCCACUGAUGGGGUAAAGGAGAUCUGUAAAGUUAAGGUGACUCAGAAGCCCAUUGAUGCUAAAGUGACCUCAGUGAAUCUCUCAGCAAAGCCCAAAACUGAUGAAGCGCCCCCGAAAACUAGUAUGGUGGAGUCCUCAAUACUUGAAGUUAAAACUAGUAUUACUACCACGACUCUCUCAGCACCUAUGACCAAUGCUGAAGAUGCAAAACCCGUCAAGGCGGGAGCUACAGUUACAGAGACAAUUAAAAAACAGGAGAUAACAGAGAUUAUUACAAAACAGGAGCAAAGUAAUAUUAAGGUGACUGCUCAUGUUAAGAAAGAUGAGAAAAAAGUGCCAGAAGAGGUCCUUAACGUCUCAGAAAAGGGCUCCACAUUAGCACAGAACGACUCCUCGUCACCUCAGCUCAAUCAAAAAGUUGCGGCCACAGAGGAGGCUAUGGAAACCAAACAAGUGGUUGAGGGAAGCUCUAAAUCCAAACGGAAGAAAAAGAAAUCCCCAGGUGAGAUACCCAAAAGUAUCAAUGCCGAGGAACUACCUGACUCUAAGUCGGAGAAGGAGAAACCCUGUAAAGACAAGCCCCCUGAGGAGGUGGCUGAAAAAACCCUCCAACCCACACCAGUGAUUACCUCAGAGCCUUUGACCGUGUGCACCAGCAUGAAGACUGAGGGACCUGUAGAGGGAAAUAAGACUGAGGCCAAAAUAGCUAUUGAUGGGGGAAAAAUAAAGAAACAAACUCAUGAAAAGCCAAUAAUGGAAAUCCCUAAACAAACUGAGGACCAGAGAAUUUCUGAAGUAGCAUCACUACAAUUAGAUCAGAUCCCAGCAGUGCCCCCGGUGGAGCUUCCAGAAGAUGCACAAGUAAAAGCCAAGCUAGAGGAAAGACAAGUUAAAUGCUAA
This is a messenger RNA of Perca flavescens (yellow perch), 2424 nucleotides long. RefSeq lists its product as uncharacterized. The coding region runs from base 1 to 2424 and encodes 807 amino acids. Gene Ontology annotation, cellular component: cytosolic small ribosomal subunit. The transcript has 2 exons. The record is from RefSeq and is a predicted model, not a curated record. NCBI's taxonomy places the organism in Eukaryota, Metazoa, Chordata, Actinopteri, Perciformes, Percidae. Gene Ontology annotation, molecular function: structural constituent of ribosome; RNA binding.